Mesocricetus auratus (golden hamster) is the source of this 977-nucleotide messenger RNA. RefSeq names its product interferon kappa (gene Ifnk). Gene Ontology annotation, biological process: natural killer cell activation involved in immune response; defense response; humoral immune response. Lineage: Eukaryota; Metazoa; Chordata; Mammalia; Rodentia; Cricetidae. Gene Ontology annotation, molecular function: cytokine activity; type I interferon receptor binding. The coding region runs from base 1 to 606 and encodes 201 amino acids. The transcript has 3 exons. The record is from RefSeq and is a predicted model, not a curated record. Gene Ontology annotation, cellular component: extracellular region.
AUGACUCCAGAGCGUUUAUGGCCAGUGGUCCUUGUGGCCCUAUUCGUUAUGCCCAUCCAUUCUCUGAACUGUGUUCUUCUGGAGAAUGCCACCUUGGAAAGUGUGAGACUUCUGGGAAGCAUCAUCAUCUGCUCUCCCCUAAAAUGUCUAAAGGAAAUCAAGAAUUUUGAGUUUCCUAAAGAAGUCCUUCCAUACAUCCAGCAUGUGGAAAGGGACAUGAAGGAGGCCUUCUUUAUUAUAUCUAGCCAAGCGCUGAAUAUUUUCUUCAGUCACAAUAGCCACAUCUCCCCAGUGACAGCGGAGCGCCUACAACACAUCAGAAUGGGGCUUUAUGAACAAAUGCUGCAAGUGCAAGACUGCUUUAAGGAUGAGGAGAAAGAGAGCAAGGAGGGGGACAAUAAGCCGGAACACCCCCCACCAAAGCACCUCCAGAAGGCCUACCUGGAAUUGAGCAAGUAUUUCAUCAGAAUCAAGAAGUUCCUGAGAGAUAAGAAAUACAGUGUCUGUGCCUGGAAGAUUGUCACAGCCGAAAUAAGAAGAUGUUUUACAAUAUUUUACAACUUCAAAAAACUACUGAGAAUGCGAUCAGAGGAAGAAAAGAAAUGAUUGAGAUCGUUUAUCAGUUUGGCUUCUUUGAAAUGAUCCAGUUUAAAGAAUGAUGAAUUUUCCUCUCCCCCCACCCGUCAUAUUUCAGAAUCAUCCAUCUUCAGGCAAGAACUUAGAAACUGACUGCUCAAACGUACUCAGGAACCCUCUCUGCUAAGGCUAUUACCAACAUGCUGCUAAACUCCAGACUCAAGACUUUCCAAGUGCAAGAUUCAAGACAGUACACUCAGAGAAAAGUCCUAUGGCAAAAACAAAAGACAAAUUUCAGUGGGAAAGUUAGAAAAAAUGCUAAAUUCAAAGGACAAACCAAGUUGUGGAUUAUGGCAUUUAGGUUACCAGCACAAGAAUCAAGAGAAUAAAAUGAGUUAACA